Messenger RNA from Chara braunii, 1097 nucleotides. NCBI's taxonomy places the organism in Eukaryota, Viridiplantae, Streptophyta, Charophyceae, Charales, Characeae. The record is from the annotation of a GenBank genome assembly.
UCAACAAAAAAACGGAAACUGUUGAACACAUCUUCAUGCAAUGCCCAAUCGCCCAAUUCAUAUGAAGAUGGUGGUAUCGCGUUUAGAGAAAGAUGGAAUCCACAACUCCUUGGCCUUUGUCCUGACAAACCAUAUUGUCCGGUCACUGGCCACAGGCAGAAGCUGCCACAACCUUCAUAGAGAAUAUGUUCCGACUUGGAAGGAGAGCAGUGAUAUGGACACUCUGGUGGCAGCGAUGCAUGCUUGCCAUGGAAAAGGUGCUGAUUGGGCAGCAAAAGUGGAAACGGAGGAGGAGGAGGAGGAGGAGGAGAAGAAGGAGGAGGGAGGAGGGGGGGAGGCGGAGGAGGAGGAGGAGGAGAAGGAGGAGGGAGGAAGGAGUAGGGGGAGAGGCGGAGGAGGAGAGACUCUCAUCAUUGACAUCUCCGGCGGAGCUUUGCCAGGGGGAGACGACGAUGGCGGCCACACACACGUUCCAUAUCCCGACGAGGUCGAUCGGGAUCAAGACUGCCACUGCAUUAUGGAGGGCUCUAGAAGGCAAGCCGCUCGGAGCAUGAUUAACUCAUCUGCCACAGCAGGCUGCUAGUCUUGUGCUUGUACAUAUAUACUAUCAGUGUGUGUGUGUGUGUGUGUGUGUGUGCAUGCAUGUGUGUAUUCGUGUGUGUGUCUGUGUUUGUGUGUGUGUGUGUGUGUGUGUGUGUGUGUGUGUGUGUGUGUGUGUGUGUGUGUGUGUGUGAUCGAUCCUCUUUCAUCGUCUUUUACAGUCCUUUUGACUGGAAAUGAUGGCGUGCACAUCGCACGCUCUCUUCCAAGGAGAGUUGUGCAAACCUGUGGUCCCUACUCCGGUCCCGCGAGCAGGUGACUCUCGUAAAGUGGUGUCAACAACGUUGGAAGGGUCUUUGGCAUCCUCUUUUCGCACGUCAUCCGAGGUCCACUGCUGCUUGUCUUCAACCUCGCCAUUAUCGUUGUCGUCCUCAUCAUAUUCUGUUCCGUCGACUGUCUCUCACUCAAACCGCCGGAAAUGCCGACAACAGACAGGCUCAUUGACAACGGGUAGUCGAUCGGUGAGUGCCUCUCUGCGUCCCUUUAAUUCCAAACAG